This is a messenger RNA of Ixodes scapularis (black-legged tick), 1522 nucleotides long. RefSeq names its product mRNA export factor (gene Rae1). Gene Ontology annotation, molecular function: RNA binding; ubiquitin binding. Lineage: Eukaryota; Metazoa; Arthropoda; Arachnida; Ixodida; Ixodidae. The transcript has 9 exons. The coding region runs from base 194 to 1297 and encodes 367 amino acids. Gene Ontology annotation, cellular component: nuclear pore. The record is from RefSeq and is a predicted model, not a curated record. Gene Ontology annotation, biological process: transcription-dependent tethering of RNA polymerase II gene DNA at nuclear periphery; RNA export from nucleus.
UCACCAAGACAAUCCAGCUGUCUAUCCAAGUGCAACAAACAAACAUGGUGGCACGAUCUUCGUAGUUCGUUUUUACACCUUUCCUUCCGAGCUUCGUCUGUAACCGAGUUGUGUGUAAAUCGCUGGGAAAGCCGUAGGCGCCUGAUCCUCAAUUUUUCUCGGGGCGACCUAGCGCGUCAGCCACACGCUAGCCAUGUUCGCGUCCGCUAACAACUCCGUCAACUUCGGUGGCGGCGUGGGCAUGUUUUCGGCAGCUUCUGCCACCGGCACGCACAACCCGAUGAAAGACUUCGAGGUCGUUUCGCCCCCGGACGAUUCCAUCAGUAGCCUGGCUUUUAGCCCGGCCUCGCUCCCGCAGAACUUCUUGAUUGCCGGCAGCUGGGAUAACCAGAUAAGGUGCUGGGAGGUGCAGAGCACGGGACAGACCAUUCCCAAGGCGCAGCAGACUCAUCAGGGACCUGUGCUCGACGUUGCCUGGAGCGACGAUGGCACCAAGGUCUUCUCAGCGUCCUGCGACAAGACCGUGAAGAUGUGGGACCUGAACAGCAACCAGGCCCUCCCGAUUGCUCAGCACGACGCCCCGGUAAAGACCGUCCACUGGCUCAAGGCCCCCAACUACACCUGCAUCAUGACGGGCAGCUGGGACAAGACACUCAAGUUUUGGGACACAAGGACGCCAACACCCAUGUUGACCAUCACCCUUCCUGAGCGCUGCUACUGUGCAGACGUGGUGUACCCGAUGGCCGUGGUGAGCACUGCGGGCAGAGGCAUCAUCGUCUACCAGCUGGAGGGCCAGCCGCAGGAGUACAAGAAGAUUGAGUCCCCGCUCAAGUACCAGCACCGCUGUGUCUCCAUCUUCCUGGACAAGAAGUCUCAGCCCAGUGGCUUUGGCCUGGGCAGCGUGGAGGGCCGAGUGGCCAUCCAGUACGUGAACCCGCAGAACCCCAAGGACAACUUCACCUUCAAGUGCCACCGGGCCAACGGAACCACCAACGGCUUCCAGGAGAUCUUUGCGGUGAACGACAUCGCCUUCCACCCCGUGCAUGGCACCCUGGCCACGGUGGGCUCUGACGGCAAGUUCAGCUUCUGGGACAAGGAUGCCCGUACCAAGCUCAAGACCUCCGAGCAGAUGGAGCAGCCCGUGACGCGCUGCUGCUUCAACGCCCGGGGCGAGAUCUUUGCCUACUCCGUCAGCUACGACUGGUCCAAGGGACACGAGUUCUACAAUGCACAGAAGAAGAACUACAUCUUCCUCCACUCCUGCUUCGAGGAGCUCAAGCCACGCACAAAGAAAUAAACACCCAGCCAGACAUCACAAGCUGCUUGGCCCGCAAUUUUGACGGAAACGAAAAAAAGAGGUCCCAGUACACAGUCUUAAAAUGUGUGAAUCAUUUUCUUUUUUUAUUGCCAAAACAAAACACUGCUUUCUAGAAGCUGCUUCCCUCCAAGCGUCUGCUUGCGAGUCUGUACAAUGGUGGCGGUGCCACGGGAAAUAAAAAAUCUCUCGGCAUCGUGAUAAUAA